Scedosporium apiospermum is the source of this 2136-nucleotide messenger RNA. RefSeq lists its product as uncharacterized. Gene Ontology annotation, biological process: protein folding. Lineage: Eukaryota; Fungi; Ascomycota; Sordariomycetes; Microascales; Microascaceae. Gene Ontology annotation, molecular function: ATP-dependent protein folding chaperone; ATP binding. The record is from RefSeq and is a predicted model, not a curated record. Gene Ontology annotation, cellular component: nucleus; cytosol. The coding region runs from base 1 to 2136 and encodes 711 amino acids. The transcript has 6 exons.
AUGAGUGUCGUAGGCAUCGAUUUCGGUACUCUGAAGACCGUCAUUGCGGUGGCUAGGAAUCGGGGUGUUGAUGUCAUAUCUAAUGAGGUCUCUAACCGGUCGACGCCAUCGCUUGUUGCUUUCGGUCCAAAAGCACGAUACCUCGGAGAGCCAGCUAAGACUCAGGAGAUCACGAACCUAAAGAACACAGUUGCUUGUCUCAAGCGCCUUGCUGGUCGGUCUGCCAAGGAUCCCGACCUUGAAAUCGAGCAGCAGUUCAUCACGCCCCCCAUCAUUGAUAUCAAUGGACAGGCAGGUGUUGAGGUCACAUACCGUGGCGAGAAGGAAAAGUUUACCGCCACCCAGCUUAUCGCUAUGUUUCUCGGCAAGAUAAAGCAGACUGCGGCCUCCGAGUUGAAGCUUCCGGUCUCCGAUGUCGUCAUCAGCGUACCCGCCUGGUUUACCGAUAUCCAGCGCCGAAGCCUAAUUGAUGCUGCUGAAAUCGCAGGGCUUAAACUCCUCCGACUCAUCAAUGAUACAACGGCCGCUGCCCUGGGCUAUGGCAUCACCAAGCUUGACCUCCCCGCUGCGGAGGAGAAGCCUCGACGAGUGGCCUUUGUGGAUGUUGGAGACAGCACUUAUACAUGUUCGAUUGUCGAGUUCCGGAAGGGAGAGCUCGCCGUAAAGUCCACAGCAUACGAUCGCCACUUUGGCGGGCGUGACUUCGACAAGGCUCUCGUUGACCAUCUUGCGAAGGAGUUCAAAGGCAAGUAUAAGCUUGAUAUCUUCAGCAAUCCCCGUGCAGUAGCACGAGUCCUGGCCGCCGCCGAAAAGACGAAGAAGAUCCUGUCUGCCAACCAAGCAGCCCCUGUCAACAUUGAAUCCCUGAUGAAUGAUAUCGAUGUGUCGGCCCUCAUCACUCGUCAGGAGUUCGAGGCAAUGGUCGACCAUCUCCUUAACCGGGUUCACAUUCCACUCGAGCAGGCCUUGGCCGAUGCCAAACUUAAAAAGGAAGACGUCGACUUCGUUGAGAUGUUGGGCGGUGGUAGUCGAGUCCCUGCUCUGAAGGAACGGAUCCAAUCCUUCUUUGGCAAACCUCUAUCCUUCACCUUGAAUCAGGAUGAGGCUGUUGCCCGGGGCUGCGCCUUCAAUUGUGCCAUCCUCUCUCCUGCUUUCCGCGUCCGUGACUUCGCCGUUCAGGACAUUGUCAAUUACCCUAUCGAAUUUGCAUGGGAAAAGGCUCCUGAUAUCCCCGACGAAGACACCAGUCUUACUGUCUUUGGUAAGGGCAACGUUUUGCCAUCGACCAAGAUUCUCACCUUCUAUCGGAAGCAGCCCUUCGAUCUGGAGGCACGCUAUGCCAAGCCAGACGAACUUCCUGGAAAGAUAUCGCCUUGGAUCGGCCGGUUCUCUGUUAAGGGUGUGAGGGCUGAUGAGAAGGAUGAUUUCAUGAUCUGUAAGCUGAAGGCGCGGGUCAACAUUCAUGGUGUCCUCAAUGUUGAGAGUGGCUAUUACGUUGAAGAUCAAGAAGUCGAGGAAGAGGUCAAGGAUGAAGAGAAGAAGGAUGAAGAGAAGAGCCCAGACGCCAUGGAGACGGACACGACUAAGGAUGAACCCCCGAAGAAGACUCGAAAGGUCAAGAAGCAAGUCCGCAAGGGUGAUCUUCCGAUUGUCAGCGGCACAAACUCCCUCGAUUCGACUGUUUUGGAGGCUUUCGUGGAGAAGGAGGCACAGAUGGCUUCGGAAGACAAGCUGGUUGCCGACACUGAGGAGAAGAAGAACGAGCUCGAAACAUACAUCUACGAGUUAAGAAACAAACUUGACGACCAGUACGCCGAUUUUGCGAGUGAUGAGGAGAAGACGAAGAUACGCGCCAAGCUUGAUGCUGCCGAGGACUGGCUGUACGACGAGGGCGAUGAUACUACCAAGGGUGUUUACAUUGCCAAGAUCGAUGAAAUCCGUGCCUUGGCCGGCCCAAUAGUUCAGCGUCACUUUGAAAAGCUCGAGGCAGAGCGACUUGCCGAGCAAGAACGAAUUGAAGCUAAGCGGCUAGCCGAGGAGGAAGUCCGCAAAGCUGCUGAGGCUGAACGAGCGGCUAACGGUAAAGAUGAGGAGAUGACGGAUGCGGAGGCACCGAGGCCGGAUGGAGAGGCCUAA